Messenger RNA from Branchiostoma floridae (Florida lancelet), 4468 nucleotides. RefSeq lists its product as uncharacterized. The record is from RefSeq and is a predicted model, not a curated record. The transcript has 9 exons. Lineage: Eukaryota; Metazoa; Chordata; Leptocardii; Amphioxiformes; Branchiostomatidae. The coding region runs from base 145 to 3048 and encodes 967 amino acids.
GUUUUACUACACGAUACAGAUAUUAGCGUUGUCUCCAAUACCUCCAUUGUGGCUUUGUGGACUCUGAAGUAAAAUAUUUGCAAAAUAUGUACAAGAGCCGAAAGUAACGCUUUCUAACCAGAUUUCAUAAUACCAUUUGUUUUGAUGUUGUGUUUUGUUUAUGUUUUACCCCUACAAUUGAAAGUCACCGGUGGAGAGAUGGACAUCCCAGUCGGUCAGUGGCUAGUAGGCCACGCAUAUCGUCCACAAGUCCGAGAAUACACGGGAGAGGGUGAGGACAACGUCGUGAUGGAGGGUAUACACAGUCUUGGACACAACUCAUUUACUCCAUGGAAACCGGUAGGAAAACCUCGCUACUACAAUAACUGGUUUUUCGUCCUGGACUAUCGCGCCAGUCACACCAUGACGAAGCUACGGAUUCUCAACGACGGCUGCGACUGGAACCACGACGUCUGGGCCUUUACACUGCAGUCAUCCGUCACGAGUAACCCCUACAACUGGACACACGUGCUAACCGUUACUGACGUGGCAGCGAACACCUCCCUCCCGCAGUACUACGGCGGUUUCUCGGCGUCGGGCCGCUACUGGAAGGUCACCAUAACGGCCACCUAUUCGGGCUGGGAGCCUUGGCUGAGACUGUUUCACCUGUAUGGAAUCAAAGACUCACCGUACCUCUGCAGGGACAUGGAUCUAUUUAGUUUUGACCCCGUAGUACGAGGGCCUACCUCGAGGUACACCAAAGACCGGAGCGACGAUAUCACGACAUUAGGGACUGUCCUAUCACGGAAGCAAAUUUUGGAACGUUCGGCGUAUGUAUACUACGUUCAAUGGACCGAUACCGGACACCGUAUUGAGUACGUAAUCGGCGACAGCGGACAUACACGACGGUUCGAUGUGUUCCCUGCCGAGCUUGGCUGUCGCAGAGAUGUCCAACCUGACAUGUUGUUACCCUUUGAUGCCGACGUCUGCUGCGUACCAGGCCACGUCGACUGGAAGCCUCAGCCUGAGCUCCAUGGACUGCAGUGCUCACACAGAGCCUGGUGCAGGGUGUGCGGGCAAAGCAUGACGGGAAACUCCUGUGGUUGUGACAAGAAAUGCCGGAUAUUUGGGGACUGUUGCCAUAACUACGAAGCCGCCUGUGGGGACGACGUAGAAGACGGCGAAGUUCUGCCGACAGUCAUACAGCCAGACUCCUGCAAGGGGCGAUGUAACAACGACAACAUCGUCAGUGCUGUGACGUGCAGCUGCACGAGUUCCUGCCACACGACGAAAACUUGCUGUGACGAUUUUCAAGAUGUCUGCCAAGGUGAAAAGGACGACUGGAAUGGGACCAAUGUCGUCAACGCUACUUCAGCAGAACACAGCGAGCCCCUGCAGUGUGUGGCUCCGUGGGGCUUCCGUGCUCACUUCUGGAUGGUAGCGAGCUGCCCGCCGGGCUACACCGACGACGUCGUCCGAGGGAUGUGCGAGACUUCGUACGAGAACGGCGACAUGUUUCUCCACGCCCCUGUCACGGACAACACCACCAGCACCCACUACAGAAACGUGUUCUGCGCCUUGUGCAAUAACGCUAGGUUCAUGAUAGGGUGGAAGAUGGUUGCAAAAUGUGGCAGAGGCGUGCGAUCACUGAAAGAAAUACUACAAAGGGAGAAUGGUUGCAGUCAGUAUUUCCGACCCGCUGGUUAUUCUCCUGCGCGAGUUUGCUUCCCUCCCCCUAGAACACCCCCUAGUCCGAACCCACGCUGCGACGUCCAAAAGUGUAGAAAUAUCACGGCUCUUUUCUUCGCACGCGGUUUACCCUUUAGAAACUCCGCUUGCGCGAAUUGUUACGCAGAUGAAAUGUCUCUUCGGGAAGCGUCGUGUUCCGACGAUGACUUUACAUGGGCUGGCUUCUUCUCGACCAUAACUGUCCUUUUCGACUACUCGGCCAUUUCCAAAAGCAAGAUGUCGUCCAAAGAACUCCAGCUGACCGACCACACUGAGUCAUGCCCGGUUGGAUACAUAUAUGAUCCGUUUGGUGACAUUUGCCGCCAAAUUUCGUCUGCUGCCCCGCCUAGAAUGGGCAAAGUCGCUAAUGGUGUCCAAGAGACGAGAGCUUCUUUGGAAGAUUCUGCACGACCUCUACUGUCUGCUUCCUUGGGUAAUCCUGAAAAUGUACGCAGUGCCAAUGAUCCCCUUGGUGGUAGUGCCCAAACCUCACGUCCUACGGUAGAUGACACACCCGCUCCAAAUACACGUCUCCCAAAGCUAAGCGCUACAUUUCUGGUCAUCAACACUGUCUCUGGUGCUUCUGCAUCAAUUUCCAUCCUAUCCUUCCUCUUCAGCCUACGACGCCACCCCCGUCCUGACACCGUCAUGAAGAUCUGCCUCCUGACAUGCCUUCUUCUGGCACAGAUCAGCCAGCUGCUGGGUCAGGUCGUUCCUUCAGCAGCCUGCUGCACGGCCAUGUUGGUGUGCACCCUCUGCUUCUGUCUGGCCGCUAGUCUGUCUCUCACUGCCACGAUCCAACACCUGUCUGUCCUCCAGCGAGGCGGGACCUGUAAAGCAACUGGCCAUCUCUUAGUCAUUGUGCUUAUUCCGCUAGCAGUUUCGGGAGGUUACGUCGCUUUGGAUGAUAACAUCCGCAUAGGGGUGCCUCAGACUUUCCAUGUUUUAUCUCACUGUUGGAUUCGAGACCCUACCAAGAUGGCAAUCUUCGUAGUCGUGCCCAUACUGAUCUCCACUGUAGUCGACCUGUACUACCUGCUGCGCGUUGCCAUUAGGUGCGCUGCCGCGGAUUGCGUGCAGUACUCCUUUCUGGCACAGGCGGCGCUGCUUUUUGUCCCGUACACCGGUGUCAUGACAACUGGGAUUCUCACGGCAUUCGUUGGUGUAGAGUUGGACACGGUUUUCCUGUACAUGGUGACCUCUCUAGGUGGGGUUGACGGGGUCCUGUUCUUGGUAUUUUCCAUUGUUGGCGAUGAGAACGACAACACUUCGAACGGCAACGCUCCAACUUUGCCUAUUCAAGCUGUAACUUCGAGUUCACUCAACUCUUCUACCAAAUAAGUCGGCAACAAAUUCCUUCUGUAUACUCAGAUAGGGAUCGAAGUCCCUUUUCCGCAUACCUACUCGGAUACGGGUAACACUGGUACAGCUAACAUGUUACACACAUACUUGCAGGUAGACAUGAAAAAUACCUGCACAACUGAAAUUUUACCUACACAAACUAGCAUAAGCAGGUAAUGUAUUGAGCCCUAAAAGUGUUCAAUUUUCGAUGUAUUAAAAGUUUAUCAUAUAUACAAAUGUUGAUAUCCAGAGCGCAAUACCCUACCGCAACAUUAGAUGUUCUAACGUGGCAUUCUUGGAUUUCAGACCAUUUCGCCUAUUUCCUCACUUGAUAGUAUGAUCUGUAGUUGCAAUUUCUUCAUGUUGUUGUCUGCUAUCUCGUAGUAGAGUGAUAUGUUACCAGGCUAAUGAAAAAAUGUAAGGGACCAUCGAAAGUGAUAUUUUUUUGGUACUUGAAUACCGGAUUGAAAUUAACCAUCCAAUCUCACUAGUGCCAACCUAACUUUUAAGAAUCAACUUAGAUCAGUAAAAUGAAGUGGAAUGAAUCAAUAUACUAUUCAUGAUAUACUGUUUGUUAAUACAGUGUAUACUGUCUGUGCAUAGUAAUAUGUUAGAGUGCCACCAUAUUAGAAGCAAGAUUACUUUAAUUACUUUAACGGCACGAUAUUCAUAAUUAUUUAUAAUGGAAGUUCAUCUCUGUUGGCAGUAGUCAUAGUACAUGCAAAACUUUCCUACAACACGAAGGUGUACAUGGAUCCAACAUUUCACAAUCACCGUCGCUUUCUUCGGUAAAAAUAAUGACCAAUCGCUCCAGAACGAGAGUUACAGACACAUGAUCUUGUCAACACGUGAUCUUACAGAUACGUGACGCCAGCAAUUGGUCAAACAUACUUGGAAGUUCAAGCAUAACGCCCCAAUUGGCUGGCACAAUAUUUAUCUGACUAUGUAACUUUCAGCUUUGUGGAUUUUCUAUAUUUUCCUGAUCGUAAUUGGUAUACUAGUACUGCAAUGGUGUGUAAUAUUCAUAUGAAAGUCCAUGCAUCAUUGAAUAUGUAGCUGGAUAAUGUAUGUCAAUUAUGGGAAUAGAUAUAUCUUUGAUGGUUUUGAAAAUAUAAUCAAUCCUUAGAUUCUUUAAAAUUCAUGUUUUUCGGUUUUCGACGUUAAGUAGUAUUUAGACAUCAGUUUGAAAAGCAUGUUGAACACCGUAUAUUUACCUUGCACAAAAAUAAACAUAUCUAAUAAUAUUUUUGUAUGCCUAUGUGAUGUUAUAUACGCACUCCAUACAUGUACCUGUCUAUGACAUACACACCUGUGUUUUUUGUCACUAGGAUGUGAUGUAUUUUGUAAAUUGUAGGGCAUUUGUCUUUCUCAAUCAAUUAUUUCUAUUCAAACGUCGCUGAAAACAAGAACUACCAUUUUA